CAGGGGCUGAUGAGGGGUGUGUGACUUGGUCCUGAGGGCCAGAUAGAGAGGGCUGAAGGGCUGUGUUUGCUCACUGCAUUGGAGCCUGAGGUUCCACAUGCCUGGUGUAUGCAAAUCAGGGCCUCAGAACAUCCUCAAGCAGAGAAAGCAGGAAGGAACACACAGAGUAGAUCGCUCAAGCAAGGGAGCCAAGCCACAUCCUCCAUGAAUGACCAGUCCUGGUGAGGUGGAGCCCACAGUCAGGAGGGUGCAAGAUCCAGCAGGCGUGCUAGGUCAUAUUUUGGGUAUGAAGCAGCCCAGCAAGGUCCAGCAAUCAAGUAAACAAAGGUGGUCAAGGACAGAACUUUAAGGGACCCAGAGAAAGCCCUAGGAGCAAGCGACUUGCUCAAAGAUAGUCUCAACGGAGUCCUUUUUAUACUCCAUGAAUGCUUUUUGUGUGCAUUAUCUGCUUUGGCAAGCAGGGCUAGGGGGAGUGUGAGGCCUGGAGGUGAAGAGGUGGUGCUUCAAUGAAAUCUUGAAGGGGGCAGUAGUCUCUCGGGGAGGGAGUGGGGGAGUGGUCUCAGGUUGACUCAGUUGCUGCCACUGGAUCGCUGCUACAGCUACAAGUUGGGAUCAUAAUGACAAAGAGGAAUUGGGGUCCAGUCCAUCUAGCAUCCUAUUUCCAACUCAAGUCAGCCAGGUGCCCCUGGGAAGCCCCCAAAGCAGGGCACAAAGGCACCAGCUGUCACCUGCCAUCUGCCUGGUAUUCAGGGGUAUAAUGCAUCUGGACUUGGAGGUUUGAUUUCAGUCUUGGCAAUUGGCCAUGGAUUUCCAUGAAUUUGCUCAACCUUUUGGAUUUUUGAAAAAGCCAUGUGAACCAGUGGCCACCAACCAAGGUGGGGUGGGGUGAUUUCCCAAAACUAGCAAUGCCUUGUGUCAAAGAGUUUUCUUUUGUUCUGGAUUUACUAGCAAUUAGCUCAGUAGCAGAACUUCUGCUUUGCAUGCAGAAGGUCCAAUCCCUGACAUCUCUAGGUGGGGCCAGGGAAAUGUCCCACCUGAAACCCCAGAAAGCUAUUGCCAGUCACUGAAGACAAUGCUGAGCUUGUGGGACAAACUGCCUGACUCAGCAUAAGGCAACUUUCUCAGUUCCUAUUCAAACUGGCCGUUUCUUCAAAACCAUGAGGUUGUUGUUUUUAAAGGAAGGGCUGUAGCUCCGUGAUAGAACACCAGCUUUUCAUGCAGAAGGUUCCAUAUUCAAAUCCUUAGGGCUGCGCUCCUAAGUGAGAUUCAAGUACCAGUCCUGAACAUGAGUGGGAAACAAGCAUGCCAUCCUGUCCUUCGCUGCAGGGAGCAAAACUUCUAGACUUGGUCCAACUUGGCCUGGCUUUUUGAAAUGUUUACUAUUUAUUUAUUUAUUUUAAAAAAUUCUAUACCACUAUGCCAUUUAAAAAGAAACCAAAGUGGUUCACAGCAAUGAAACAUAAAACCAUAAAAUAAUUUUGUUUUUUGUUUUUUAAAAAAGAGAGUUAAAAAGAGGCAUCAAUUAACCAUUUUACAAUGGCAUAUUCUUAAUUUCCUGCAUAGGCCUGGCAGAAUAGAAAAGUUUUCAGCAGGUGUUUAAAAGUUGGCACAGAAGACACCCUGGUUUCUUCUUGUUGUCAAAUGAGCCUUGCCCACUUGGGGGACGACCAAGAACAUUCCUGCAGAUGAUCUUGGCGAUUGAGCUGGGAUAUAUAGGGGUUCAGGUGGUCCCUGAGGUUUCCUAGACCUGAAUUGUUCAGGCCUUUGCAAGUUAAAACAAGGACUUUGAACCUUCUGCAUGGGUGCAGAAAGCAUCAGUGAGCCCAGGAAGAAAAAACCGGCAGCAGCUGGGUCAAGUUUUGGUUCUCCUUUCUGGUGAUUACAGGAAGGGCAUCAGCUGAAUUUUGUUGAGUGCAGUGACUUGGGCCGCUUUCAACUCAAGAGUCAGGCCCCAGUGCAUACGUGUGGGCGAAAGAGGACCUUUCGGUGUGGCAAGUAUCAAAAACCACUUGUUCCCUCAGCCCAGCUGCUGCUUGUACAGCAAAGCCAAAUUCUUACAGUCUCUGGGUUCAACAUGAGCCAGCUCUCUCCAUGCCACACUAAAAUUAAACCAGUUUAUAUUUUCAUGGCCCACCCAAUUCCAGGGACUCCUUCCUGCUUCAGGUUUUUGAGAAGGGCUAGGGAUAUUUUACAGAGGCUUCUCCACAUUCCAGCAAAGCCAAAUGACUUCUUGCCUGACCUCCUGAUUGGUUUCUUUAGCUGUGAUCCCUGCACUGCAGGGGGUUGGAUUAGAUGACCAUUAGGGAUUCCUUCCGACUCUACCAUUCUGUGAUUAUUAGGCUUGGGAAGCCUGGCGGGAUCAGGCCAAAGUGGGUAUAUGUUACUCAGAAUCCUGCUUCUCACAGUGGCCGGUCAGAUGCCUCCAGAAAGCUUACCAGUGUGGCUGGAUGCCAACAACCUUCUCUCACUGUCUCUCCCCAGCAACUGGCAUUCAGUGGUAGGCUGCCUCUAGACCUGGAGGCUUCACAUAGCCAUCAUGACUCACAGCUUCUGAGAGACGUCUGCAUCCUAAAUUUGUGCCAUCUGUUUACAUCACCAAUAUCAAAUUGGAAGAAGGCCAAGGAAGAGUCAUGGCUCAGUGGAAGAGCGCAUGGUUUGCAAGCAAAGGUUUUGGGUUCAAUCCUUGAUGCCUCCAGAAAGGGCUGGGAAAACACCUCACCUGAAACCCUGGGGAGCUGCUGCCAGUCAGUGUUGACAGCACUGAGCUAGAUGUGCCAAGGGUCUUAUUCAGUAUAAGGCAGCUUCCUCUGCUCCUAACAGAUUGACUCAGGGAGGACAGAUCUGUUACUGGUUACUUGUACAGUACUAGUAACUUUACUUGUUUUACUUGGAUUAGGGAUGGGGGAAGAAUUUGAAUUGGGUCACAUUUUUCGGUGAGCUCCCCAGGUCACACUUCCCAAACUUAGUACACAAACUGAGAUGCACCUGUCUUUCAAAAUCUGCCCAUCUCCAAAUUUUGCAGCGCAGUUCUCCAAUCAAAACUGUGUGCAUUAGGGGAAAGUAUCUGCCUACAAAUUCAAAUAUUAGUGGGGAAUGACCAACAAUGCAUUGUAUUAUGGAAAAUUGUAUUUUAAAAAUGUAUGUAUUAAGAAAAAUGCUGACAGAUAUUAGUGAGGACUUAAAAAAAACACCAUUGCAAUUGAUGCACAAAUAAUUGUAAACUAAAUUCAGUACAGGAAAAAAGGAGAGACACUGAGAGGAACUGAAAUUGACAGAUUCAUCAAUUUCUAAUCUGGCUUGAUGCAGAUCAUAUAUCCUUCAAUGUGUUUCACAACUAGUUUAAAUCUUAAUAAUAUAGACACACAUCCAGCGAGGGAAAGAAGCCCAGUUACUGGUUGUGUGAGCACAACCUGUGUUGAGAGAUGCAGAUGCAGAAGAUAAAUGCAGGGCAUCCUGUGAAGUGGGGAACCAAGCUAAACUUUCCUUGUUUCAUAAUCUCCUACCGAGCCUGAAGAUGUAGCAAAUCAAUUCACAGUCAUCUUGCAUGCUCAGAUUGCUCACCAUUGUAAUGAAAGCAAGGCAUUUCCUUUAUUGGGGUGGGGAGGCCCAUGUGACAUUGAGCAUAAGAAAUCGAAAGUAGCCUUUUUAUCAACAGCAUGCGGGUGAAGCAGGAGCAGUGUUGUUGAAAGGUUCAGCCGGAGAAACAACAUAAGAAAGGGGCUCCUGGAACAGGAAGGUUUCUUACACCCUAAAGAAGAGGUCAAGAGAGAACACCCAGCCUCAGCCUGCUGAAAGACAUUCAGCAGGAUGGAACUGUGGGCCUGUGUUUUCCUGGCAUUUGCUGCUGCUGCUUCGCCUGCAUACUGGGAGAAGGACCCCACACUCAACAGGCACUGGGAGCUUUGGAAGAAAAAGUAUGGCAAAACAUACAAAAAUGAGAAAGAGGAAGGUGGUCGACGUAUGACUUGGGAGAAGAAUCUGCAGUUUAUCAUGUUGCAUAACCUCGAACAUUCACUGGGGUUACAUUCCUAUGAACUUGGCAUGAAUCAUCUGGGGGAUAUGACCAGUGAGGAGGUGACUGCUAUGUUGACUGGCUUGAAAGUUCCUGACUCACACAUGCACAAUUCAACAUAUUAUGUGCGAAGUCUGGGAGUCCUCCCCAACGCUGUAGACUGGAGGCAGAAAGGGUGUGUCACAGAUGUUAAGAACCAGGGUGCAUGUGGUGCAUGCUGGGCCUUUAGUGCUGUUGGGGCCCUGGAAGGCCAGCUAAAACUCAAGACAGGGAAACUGGUGUCUCUCAGUGCACAAAACCUUGUUGACUGCUCCAGUAAGUAUGGAAACCAUGGGUGCAAUGGAGGCUACAUGCGGGCUGCCUUCCAGUAUAUCAUAGACAACAAAGGCAUUGAUUCGGAAGCUUCCUACCCAUAUGAAGCCAAGAAUGGAACGUGUCACUAUGACCCCUCUGCACGAGCUGCUACCUGCUCUAAAUAUGUUACUCUCCCAUAUGGAGAUGAAGCUGCCCUGAUGGAUGCCGUAGCCAAUGUUGGCCCUGUAUCGGUUGGUAUAGAUGCAAGUCUAAUGUCAUUCUUCCUGUUUAAGCGAGGUGUAUAUGAUGAUCCAAAGUGUUCUCAGCAUAUAAAUCAUGGAGUCGUCGUAAUUGGAUAUGGAACAGAAGAAGGCAAAGAAUAUUGGCUUGUGAAGAAUAGCUGGGGUCUAAGUUUUGGCGAUGAAGGAUUCAUUAAAAUUGCAAGGAAUCAUGGGAAUCGCUGCGGCAUUGCCAGCCAGUGCUCCUAUCCACUAAUCUAGAGAGGAUUUCCAGCUCACAGUGGAUUGUUCGUCACUGAAAGAACAGCCCAUUAGGCAACUAAUCUUUAGAGUUUUUAAAAAAUCAAACUGCUCUGUUUUAAGAAGAGUGAUUGGUCUCCAAAGGCGAGGUCUUCCUGUCAGCUCCACCUGGUAGAUCUGAGACAAGCAGCCAAAAUGAUGAUUUAUCCUGGUUGAUCUUGGUAUUUGCUAAGCAUCCCUUGGGCGCUGUGGGGCUUAAUCAGUUAAUAAUGUAAUGUCUGUAGUCCUGCUCUGAACAGCCCAAGUUUUAUGUAAUUGCCGGAUAGUAUCGCUGUUACAACCUCAAGGUAUGUUGGAAUAAAAGCUGUGUCAGGUAAACACAGAAACAAACAAAAACCUUCUGUGGCUCCAGAAAUGGCAAGCAAGCCACUUUACAAUGAUGGAUGGGGAAUCCUUUUCUUAGCCCGAGGGUCACAUUUCCUUCUGCAUAACCACUAAAGGCCGUACUGUAUACCAGUAGUGAGCAUUGGCAAGAGACAAAAGUGGGCAGGGCAACACAUGUAUAUGUUACCUUUGCACAGUAGGCUACAGUUUCUACACUUACAUUUCUCCAUCCUCCAUCCAGAU
Molecule: messenger RNA, 5412 nt
Organism: Podarcis muralis (Common wall lizard)
Lineage: Eukaryota; Metazoa; Chordata; Lepidosauria; Squamata; Lacertidae
Source: RefSeq, a predicted model, not a curated record